Moesziomyces aphidis is the source of this 1329-nucleotide messenger RNA. The record is from the annotation of a GenBank genome assembly. Lineage: Eukaryota; Fungi; Basidiomycota; Ustilaginomycetes; Ustilaginales; Ustilaginaceae.
AUGACACCCGACGAAACUAGGGAUUGGAUGGUUCAGCAGCUUGCGUUGCGCAACGCCGCGAGUGCAAAAGUCCUAUCGCCCGCAGCGCCGAAGACCGGCCCCCUCCCGCAGUCUGUGUCCGCGCCGCAGACGUCCUCGCGAGUCCCACUUGCUCCACGACCACUGUUGACCAAGGAGAACAUGCUAGCCAAUAUUGUACCAACCGACUGGCUAAUGUUUCCCUGGAAUCAGUUCUCUUUGUCUUUCCUCAUCCGAGCUGUUCACUUUUAUGACCCCGAGCAGCACAAAACCGCGUACAAGAAGAACAAAGCAUGGUCCGCCGUCGCCAGCGAGGUGCAGACCGCGCUUCGGACCCAGUACUGCGGCGAUAUCGAAGAGCUGCAUGUGGACGAGUUGAAGCUUCUGUGGAAAGAACUGUCGUCGCAGAGAAGUCAUCCCUCCUCGACCAAGACUUGGGAGCCACACUUCAACAAAUACGAGCCCGAGGUCCUUCGCAUGUUAGAUGAGGUGGUCCAAUCGGACUUGGACCGCUACUUUGGCCCUGGCGAGGAGAAUCUUGCUGCGAUGCGCCAACAGAGCCUAGCAUCUCUGGCUAAAUAUGACCUCUUACAGCAGCAGGCGGCGUCAAAACGCAUUUCACAGCAGUCUGCGCCGUCAAAGCAAGCUGCACAGCAGUCUAUGCCACCCAACCGGGUUUUGCAGCCGUUUACGCCGCCAAAGCAGGUCUCUCAGCAGCCUAUCCCACCGAGGCGGGGCAUGACUAUGACUGCAGCAACGCCACCAACUCACCCGAGACCCGAAACCAGCAACGACUUCCCGUCCGGAGCGGCCGCGCAGCGCAAAAGGCCCCGCGAAGCUGCGGAUGACGCGACCGAAUCCUUGGACGACCGUCACGCCGAGACUCGGCGACAACGCGAUGCGAUUCUGCGAGCCAAAGAAGGGAAAGUGCGCGCUCUCGAGGACGCUAAUGCCAAGAGGGACGAGAUGAUCCAGCGCCAAGGGAAGCAGAACGUCAUGGACCCGCGCGACAUGGUCCAAGAGGUGCUCAAGAUGACCAAGGCGCUAAAGGAAGACCUGAGUCGCAUGGAAGGACGGAUGACGUUGCUAGCCUCAGCCUUUCUAUCGGCGGGCGGUAUGGCGGGUCUCGCCCCGCAACUUCUGGCGGGAGCAACAGCUGCUGGGCGAAGCAAUUCUACGGUCUCUGGAAAGGAUUGUGCCCCGACCGCAGAGUCGAGCAGCACGACAGCUGUAGAGGCGGCUUCCACUUCGGAAACGCCCGGCUCACCACUGGCGCGUCAGGUGAAGCGCCCCUCAACCACGUCCAAGUGA